Panicum virgatum (switchgrass) is the source of this 1061-nucleotide messenger RNA. RefSeq names its product isopentenyl-diphosphate Delta-isomerase I-like. Gene Ontology annotation, cellular component: cytoplasm. The transcript is spliced from 6 exons. NCBI's taxonomy places the organism in Eukaryota, Viridiplantae, Streptophyta, Magnoliopsida, Poales, Poaceae. Gene Ontology annotation, molecular function: isopentenyl-diphosphate delta-isomerase activity. The coding region runs from base 167 to 871 and encodes 234 amino acids. The record is from RefSeq and is a predicted model, not a curated record. Gene Ontology annotation, biological process: isoprenoid biosynthetic process; isopentenyl diphosphate biosynthetic process.
CCCGGCCGGGGAUCUCCGCCCGCCAGCCGAUCGCCCGAGCAUCCCUGCCGGCUGCCGUUAUUUAUCUCCCCGGCCCCGGUGUGGCUGCACACACUCGGCACUCUCUCGGCAGCUGCGAACGCCUUCGCCGAUCGCCGUCGCGCGCGCGCAAGAGAGAGGCAGACGCAUGGCCGGCGCGGCGGCCGACGACGCCGGGAUGGACGCCGUGCAGAGGCGGCUCAUGUUCGAGGACGAGUGCAUUUUGGUGGAUGAGCAGGACAAUGUUGUUGGCCAUGAAUCAAAAUACAACUGCCAUCUGAUGGAAAAGAAUUUGCUCCAUAGGGCUUUCAGUGUGUUCCUUUUCAACUCAAAAUAUGAGCUGCUACUCCAGCAAAGGUCCGCAACAAAGGUUACAUUUCCUUUAGUUUGGAGCAACUCCUGCUGCAGCCAUCCUCUGUACCGUGAGUCUGAGCUUAUCCAGGAGAACGACCUUGGUGUGAGAAACGCAGCACAGAGGAAGCUCCUGGAUGAGCUGGGCAUCCCAGCUGAAGAUGCCCCGGUCGACCAGUUCACCCCUGUUGGCCGGAUGCUCUACAUGGCCCCAGCUGACGGGAAAUGGAGCGAGCACGAGAUCACCCACAUUCUGUUCCUCGUCCGGGACGUGGAGCUGCGGCCGAACCCGGACGAGGUUGCCGGCGUCAGGUACGUGAGCCGCGAGCAGCUGAAGGAGCUGGUCCGGGAGGCGGACGCCGGCAGCGAGGACGGCGUGAAGCUCUCCCCCUGGUUCAGGCUGAUGGUGGACAACCUCCUCAUGGGCUGGUGGGACCAUCUCGAGAAGGGCACCCUCAGUGAGGCCGCGGACAUGGAGACCAUCCACAACCUCAAGGAGUGAAGGGCCGCCGGCCGCCGCGCCGGGGCUCCGACGACCGACGACCUUGUCGUUGCUGGAACUGGAAUGUUGGCCUUGCCUGUGGCAUGCUACGUAUGUCGUCUAAAUAAACAGCAAUAAGACGAAUUCGUCGUCGCUACACGUACACCGUGAUCAGAUUCAGAUCAAUAAGACGAAGAGCGUUCUUCCCUAA